Messenger RNA from Belonocnema kinseyi, 1938 nucleotides. RefSeq names its product growth hormone-regulated TBC protein 1-A-like. The coding region runs from base 52 to 1068 and encodes 338 amino acids. The record is from RefSeq and is a predicted model, not a curated record. The transcript is spliced from 7 exons. NCBI's taxonomy places the organism in Eukaryota, Metazoa, Arthropoda, Insecta, Hymenoptera, Cynipidae.
GCUGACGCGGUCGAUGACAUUUUCAUCUGUGCCCUUUGAUCAAAUUAUGGAAUGGCCACUUCAUAUUUUAGCAAUGUGGACGAGUAUGGAUUCGAAAGACCAUCGAAUUUUGAUUAUGAAACUUACGAGGAUUUUAUGUCUGAGUACUUGAAGGUUUUGGCUAAAAGGGCUAAAAAAUGGGCGGAAAUUAUUGGAGGAGGAAAGUCCCUUCAGCGCAACAUUAAGAUAAAAAAAUAUGUACGGAAAGGAAUUCCUGGAGAACACAGAUCAUUGGUAUGGCUCGCAGUAAGUGGAGGGGAAGAAUUAAAAAAUGUAGUUCCUGGUUUUUACCAACAAUUGCUAGACGGUCCGCAUAGCCCAGAAGUUGCAGAAAUUAUAAGAACGGAUCUUCCUCGGACCUUUCCAGACAAUAUUUUCUUUAAUAAUACAAAAUCCCACCAACUACAACUUUACAAUAUUUUACUAGCCUUUGCUCAUCAAAACCGAGAUGUUGGAUAUUGUCAAGGAUUGAAUUACAUAGCAGGAUUAUUGCUUCUUGUAACAAAAAGCGAGGAAACAGCUUUUUGGUUGCUGAAAGUAUUAAUUGAGAAAAUACUGCCGGAGUAUUAUACUCCCACAAUGGACGGUUUGUUGACAGACAUUGACGUUCUUGCAGAAUUAGUCAGGAUUAAAAUGCCGGAUGUAUAUGAACACAUAACCAAUAUGGGGUUACCAUGGGCUGUGAUUGCGACAAAAUGGUUCAUCUGUCUAUUCGCAGAAGUUUUACCAAUCGAAACAACUCUGCGAAUUUGGGACUGCCUAUUUUACGAGGGCAGUAAGAUUAUUUUCAGAGUCGCAUUGACACUGAUAAAAAGAAAUAAAGAGAGCUUAUUAGCCUGCCAGGAUUUCGCAGUAUUAGCAGAUUGUUUUAAGGAAAUAACCAAGGACAGUAUCGUCCUUCAUUGUCAUGACUUUUUGCAAAGCAUUUUUAAGGAACCUGGUUCACUACCUCGUAGCACAAUUACUAAGUUAAGGAUAAAGGCUUCCCAACAACGAAUGGAUCUGAGAAAGGCGAAAUUAAGUAGGUAAUAUUCGUUACAAAUAUAGAACCCACCGCACGUUUUAUCUCUCUAGUCAAUGUCUACUUUAUACGUAAGGUACCUUUAAAAUUCGUUACAAAAAUGAAAAAAGGAUGCAACUUAAAGUGAGAGAUAUGUCAUCAUUUCUUUGAAAAAAAUGGUGCCUCGUUUUUAAUACUGUUACUGGCCAGCUGAAUUUCGAAAUAAUUUCGAUAACUAUUUGUUAUUGGUUAUUUUUUUGGUGAUUUAAAUAUAUUUCUUAAAAUCACAGGCUUCCUGGAGAAAGAAUCAUUUAAUUGUAAUAAUAAAAGAGUUGAAUAAAAUCUUAUAUUCUUUGAAGCCUGUGAUUUCUAAAGACUACAAAAUGAAUCAAAUGUCACGCCAUAAUAUUAUUCAUCACAAUCGUUAUUUUGUAAUCUUAUGUUAUUUUAAAUUUGUACUCACAAAUUAAUUUUAUGCUCUUUAAUUCUCAUUUAUUAGAAUUGUUUACACCGAGAGAACUCCAAGAUUUUGUAAGUCAAUUUGCGAUCUUUCACUAUUUAUGUAAAUAAUGCAGUUCUGAGUAUUUAAAAGGAUUUUUUUCCUUUCGUUUUUUCGUGACUAUUGAUAUUUUCAAUGUGAAUUUUCGCUACAUGUAGAUCAAAAGCGAACAAAAGUAUGUAUAUUUAUAAAGCAUCUCAAUUUAUGUUACACUAGGUUAUUUGAUGUUUAAUGAUCUCUGUUAAUUAAAAUAACUUUAAAUCUUAAUAUAGUUUCCAGUAUUAAAGACUAUUAUCUAUGAGAAUAUCGCAGGCUAAAUAUUCGAAAUAUUAUACGAUUAGAGUUUCGUCCUUUUAGAUGUAAAUUCGAUACACUGCAUAAAUAAAUUGUGGAACAAGAA